Cryptotermes secundus is the source of this 5606-nucleotide messenger RNA. Its product is annotated as retinoblastoma-like protein 1. The transcript has 19 exons. The record is from RefSeq and is a predicted model, not a curated record. Lineage: Eukaryota; Metazoa; Arthropoda; Insecta; Blattodea; Kalotermitidae. Gene Ontology annotation, molecular function: RNA polymerase II transcription regulatory region sequence-specific DNA binding. Gene Ontology annotation, cellular component: chromatin; nucleus; transcription regulator complex. The coding region runs from base 165 to 3506 and encodes 1113 amino acids. Gene Ontology annotation, biological process: negative regulation of G1/S transition of mitotic cell cycle; regulation of transcription by RNA polymerase II; cell differentiation.
GGAUAUAUCUUUCCUUUCGUUGUAUAUUUUCAGUGGACUUCAUUUCGUAUAAAGUAGUGAUAAGGCCUUAUUUCCCGCCACUUGGGUCUUACUGGUGUAUGCUUGGUUGGUGUAGGUUGGGAGCAGAGUGAGGUUCUUGUUAAGGUUUGAAGUUUUCCAUAAUCAUGUUACUAGAUAAUGCAGACGAAAAUGUAUUUGAACGACAUCAAGAGUUGUGUGUAAAUUUAAAUAUGGAUAAAGACGCAGCUGAGGAAGCAUGGAGAAAUUAUGAAACGAUACGACAAAAUUAUACCUUGGAGGGUGACCAGCUGCACUGGCUGGGCUGUGCUCUGUAUGUGGCAUGCCGCAGAUCAUCCACACCGACAGUGGCAAUGUCGGGUAGGAUGGUAGAGGGGAACUGCGUCAGCCUCACUCGACUACUCAGACUCUGCAAUCUAAGCUUGAUGCAGUUCUUCAGCAAGAGCAAGAAUUGGGCGGAUAUGGCAAAUAUGCCACCAGAGUUCCGCAGAAAAAUUGAGAGGCUGGAGCGAAAUUUUGCUGUUUCGAAUAUCACAUUCAAAAAGUAUCAGCCAAUAUUUGUUGAUAUGUUUCGCAACCCUGUUGAUGACCAGCAGCGUCAAUCACGAUCCAAGAAACAGCGAAAUGUGCUCUGUACUUCAGCCAAAGUGUUCGACUUCUGCUGGACGUUGUUUGUGUGCGUGAAGGGCAAGUUUCCUGAUGUCAGUAAUGAUCUAGUCAGCUCGUAUCACCUGCUGCUGGCUUGCUGUGACCUGAUGUUUGCCAAUGCUCUCCUUGCUAAUCGACAGGACAUCCUUAACCCAGAUUUUCCUGGGCUUCCCUCAAACUUCCGGGACCAAGACUACGUUCCUCCUUCUGAGGCACCCUGUAUCAUACACCACCUUUGUGAGAAGUAUGGAGGAGCAGCAGUAGAGGCAAAGGGCAUUAAAGAGUAUACUUGGAAGAUUCACAUUAGGAGACUAUUUGACACAGGUGUUUUGAAGGGUAAUGCUUCCAAAUUAUGUGGCAUCUUGGACCAGGGCUGCUUCGACUACAGUUACAAUGCUGUCAGCAAGGCGUAUGAGGAAUAUGUUUUGAGCGAAGGAGAUUUUGAUGAGAGAAUAUUUUUAGCGGAAUGCAAGCGAUUGCGAGCGUUGGGGCCAAGGGCUAGACGGAACCAUUUGAUUGCUGCAUUAGUCUGUUCUAUCCCAAGGGAAACACGACCAGUGCUCAGGGAUAGAAAUAGUGAUGAAGGUGAUGAUGCAAGCAAAGACAUUGGCACCCCAGCAAAAAUGUAUGAAAUGGAGUUUGCAGUUCAAGCAAAAAGAGCUGGAGGUCAAAAGUACAGUGGAGGUAUGCAGCAGUUGUUUCCAUCAACGCCGCUGACAGGACGCAGGUAUCUCAAGAGCAAGGAGAUGCAGCAUAAUGUUACUCCAGUCUCUACCGCAACGCAGAGCGUGAGUCGCCUACAGACUCUACUGGCGGGGCGCCAAGCCAGUCCUAGUGAAACGCUUCUUGAAUUGUUUAGGUCAUGUUCUUGUGACCCGAAAGAGAAGAUUGCAGAGUUGGUGAGGGAAAUGGGGCAUCUGUUCUGUGCUCGCUACACUCAGCAUACUGAAGAUCACCCUGGCCAACACAUGGACUUUGCUCGCAAGCGGCUUCAGCUUGGGGAGAGCCUGUACUACAAACUGCUAGAGAAUAUCUUGGUUGAAGAACGAAAGAAGAAACCUGAUUUGGAUCUCACGAGCCUCCUGGAACAGGAAGUGUUCCAUCAGUCCUUGUUUGCUUGCUGCCUGGAAAUUGUGAUUUAUUCGUACAACUCGCAGAGAACAUUCCCCUGGCUGUUGGAUGCCUUGAGUGUGGAACCAUAUUACUUCUACAAGGUGAUUGAGGUGAUAGUGAAAGUAGAAGAUCACCUGUCGCGGAAUAUGGUGAAGCAUCUGAACAUGGUGGAAGAGAAGAUUUUGGAAUCAUUGGCAUGGCGUUCUGAGAGCCCCCUCUGGGAGAAUAUCCGCAAAUCUGGACUGCCAGUACCAUCGUGUGAAGACGUUUGCUUGCCUGGGCAGUUGGAUGACACAACAUCUUCUGUAUCCUGUCCCAACCCGGUCAUUCGAAGGCUGACAACAGGAAUUGACAGGGUGGCCCCUGCUCAGAAUCUAUCUCAGUCACCAGUAUCAUCAGUUUCUGAGAGAUUUCACUCACCACCAGCUGGAUCAAGUGCUGCAAAGAAGCGGUUGUUUGCAGAAGGUCCUGGAGUACAUAAUAUCAGAACAUCUGUAGUGCAACCUGGACAGUCUCUCCUACAGACCUCAGCUAAGAUGAUGUCGAUUAAUAUUCAGACAAUUGAAGGUGAGAAUGGUCAGCGCUACAUUCCCAUCUCGUACGUACCAGGUGCUGCAAGUGUUAUCAUUCAGGCACAGCCUACAGGAGCCCUGAAACAGCCACAACCUUCCACUUCACAGCAAGCAUCGCCCAACAAACAGCAGCUGCAGCUGUCACCAAAACAGCAACAACAGUCAUUGCCGUUGCAGGCUGUGGCAAAUAAGGACAAAAAACCAAAACGAACGGGAUCCUUAGGGCUGUUCUUCAGGAAGUUCUACCAUCUGGCAUCUGUCCGCAUGCAAGAGUUGUGUCUUCAUCUCAACAUAAAAGAUAUGGAGCUGAAACGGAAGAUUUGGACAUGCUUCGAGCACACCAUUAUCCACCACGCAGACUUGAUGCAGGACCGUCACGCAGACCAGAUUUUAAUGUGUUCAGUCUAUGUCAUCUGCAAGGUGGUUCAGAGUGAGAGGGCUUUUGGAGAAAUCAUGCGUUGUUACCGCCUCCAGCCACAAGCGGCCUCACACGUCUACCGCAGUGUCCUGCUUUGCACCAAGCACAGGCGAGGGUCUGGCUCUUCCAGCAAUGGUACCUCAAACACCUCGAGUCCUGUCCCCAAUGACACGGAGGUCAAAGGUGAGGAACCGAAGGAUGUGAUCCGAUCGUCAAGCACACUAUCUGUCACACAGCCCCCUUCUGCUCCACCUACACCAACACAUCUUGCAGGCACAGGAAAUAGUUUCGAGUUUGAGGAUCGUGGUGAUCUCAUAAAAUUCUACAACACAAUCUAUGUGCAGGAAAUCCAAGGAUUUGCACUGAAAUUCUCCGUUGGUGGAGGACAGAUGGAGAAUCUUGCUCUGUCACCAUUACCAGUAGGCAAGAAUCAGCCUAUGUCACCUUAUCGCAGAGUGUCAGACAAGCACACUGUGUAUAUUCGAUCGCUGGAGCCCAAGGUGCUGCCAACUUCUCCAAUACAAACACAGCCUCUCAGUUACUGCUUCAGCAGGAGUCCAGCCAAAGAUUUGCGUGCAAUCAACACCAUGAUCCAGAUUGACUCGAAGAGGGUGGGGAAGAGAAUACUUGUGGAUGAUACUCCUGAUACAGAUGCCUCUCCAGCUAAACAACACACUGCCGCAGCCAGGAGACUGCAUAACCUGAUAGGUGAACGUCUUGUUCAGACACAGGAGUAGGUGACAGCCGUCUUGUUGAGGUAUGAGGCACCCCCGAGAUUUGGCACAGUCUUUUAUAAUCUUAGAAAAAGGAAGUAGUAUUGCUGUAUCAUAGAAAUAGAAGUUCAAAUGCAGUUCUUUCUUCCAUCAGAUCACAAUUUUAUGAAGCUUAAGGGACCUAGAAGGUACUGGGUGCCAAGGAAACAGCUGAACAGCUCCAUCUUCUGGGAUAUAAUGCUGCGUAGUCAGUGAAAGUCAGUCGAUGAUUCAGAGAAAUGUCAGUGGAUUUUCACCAGACUAAACAGUUUUAAAUCUCAUAAGAUAGAAAGUCACCACUGUGAGAACCUGAAGAAGACGGAUGAAUGCAUUGUGACCAGCGCACUGUGAUAAUACCCACCAAUAGGGCUGUCAGAUAACUGUUCACUUGUAAAGUCCUUAUACGUUUGUACUGUUAAUUUUAAUUUUUUUUUUUUGCGCCCUUACAUAUUUGUUAUAUUUGUAGCCAGAUAAGUAUCUGAUGCUAGCACAAUUAUUUUUUUUAUCUUGACAGUUAUUAGAGUUGCACCCUGCUUCAAUUAAAAAGCAAAUUGUGUACUUCAUAAUGGUUUGAAAAGUUUUGAAGUUGUUACUGACUCAUUCAGUACAGAUAUGACAUUGAAUUUUAAAAUAUGGAACACAACAUAUAGAUAAACUAUUUGAAGACAUUACCUUGCCGUUUGCUAGCAGCUUUUAUGUCUAGCAAUUACCAGUAGUUUUAUAGUUGUGACACUAUAAAAUGGCAUAACCCAAGUUUGUGUGCACCUGUAUGAAUUUUUUAAUAGGAUGACACAUGCCAUGGAAAGUGCAUUUCAUUUCUUUCACUUUAUUGGAGCCAGGAUUCAAUAUGAAAGUUCUCUUUUUUAAUAGUAAUGGAUUACAAAAGUAUCAUUUCCUUUUUUUGUUUCUGUAUAUACAUAUGCAUGAUGAAAAUUUUGUUUUUAGAAUAUUGCUUUAGGAAGAUAAUUUAUUGUGUUAAUGCUAAAGAUGAAUUUGAAAGCUGCUGUAUGAAGGUGGAAUGGAAUUAUAUAUAGAAUCUAGGGAGGUAUUUUUUAAUUCUUGGAGUGUUCUUUGUAACAGGUCAGUAUGGUGUGCAUGUGUUAACUCCGGGGUACAACAUGAGAACUCUUGGAUGACCCAGACACAGGGUGCACAUGUCCCUUCUUUCUGAAUGUGUUGUUAUUCAAACCAAGUCAUCUUUCCUCUCUUUUGGAUCACUAUAGCGUAGGUUAUUCACUUAUUGAACUGAGAGUCUUUUUAUGUGGCCAUGAAAUAUUAUAACCAUUUACAUUAAGGGUUAUGUCCCUUUGCUUAAUUAAUUAUGCACCAGGUGUGUGCUAAUGCACUCUUAACCUCAACAUCUGUUACGUGAGGCUGGGGACAUGUAAUUCUGCUUAUAUGAUGAUGGUGAUGCUUGUCAGUCCUCAUAUUCCCAUUCAUAUCUUCGUACAGUACUCAUGGCAUAAAUGCUAGAAUGAGUACCAUUUUGUAACAACAUAAUGUGUAUUUUAUUGGUAAGGAGGCAUCUGAAAUGCUUCCUGGCACUUGCUGAGCUGCUGCUUUCAUUUGUUCUUCAUAUCAAAGUACAGUACUUUUUACCGUUUUAGGGCCACAAAGCAAAUAACUGUUUGCAUGCAGGGCACUUGUGACAUCACUCCUUGCUUGUCAUGUGAUAUUUUCAAACCUCCCACUUAUCUCCUAGACAUUGUAUCAUAAGGCAAUAAGCUUUCCAGUAUUACUAAGAUUUUUGAAAAUAAAUAGCCUGACAGGGUCACUGCAUCACAUAAAAGCAAUCAAGUAUAAAAAAAAUUAAAAAUGUGCUUAGCUUUUCACCCAGUCGUAUUCACUUUAUAGUGUCACAGUAGCCAUCUCUCUUCAAGCACUAAAGUUAAGAUGGAUGGAAUGUAGAGCAUUCAUUUUUGUCAUUAGCCAAACUGGUUCUCUUUCUUUCCAUAUGGUGGCAGUGAUUUGUUAGAAACUGAUACCCCAGGGCUGCUAAAUUCAGAGUGGCAGCCUACUAGGAUUCGCUCCUCCCUUAGGUGUCCAUGUCCUGUAAGGAAUUCUGUUCAUUAAAGUUAGCAUUGG